Messenger RNA from Podarcis muralis (Common wall lizard), 2552 nucleotides. RefSeq names its product golgi reassembly stacking protein 1 (gene GORASP1). NCBI's taxonomy places the organism in Eukaryota, Metazoa, Chordata, Lepidosauria, Squamata, Lacertidae. Gene Ontology annotation, biological process: Golgi organization. The record is from RefSeq and is a predicted model, not a curated record. Gene Ontology annotation, molecular function: protein binding. Gene Ontology annotation, cellular component: Golgi apparatus.
ACCUCCUGCGCAUGCUCAGUCGGCGCUGCAGCGUUGGAACUUGGCAGCGGCGGCUGAGGGAGGAUGAGGAUGGCGUCGCCGGGGUCUCCUCCGAGUUCCUGAGGUGGCCCUCAUGGGGCUGGGCUCCAGCUCCGAAGUCCCCGACGGGGGCUCCGAGGGAUAUCACGUGCACGGGGUUCAGGAAAACUCCCCUGCUCAGCAGGCUGGACUGGAGCCGUUCUUUGAUUUCAUCCUCACAAUAGGACACACCAGACUGAACAAAGAAGGGGACAUCUUAAAAGAUCUGCUGAAAGCCAAUGUUGAGAAGGCUGUGAAACUGGAGGUGUACAACAUUAAAACGAUGAAAGUGCGUGAAGUGGAGGUGGUCCCCAGCAACAUGUGGGGAGGGCAGGGGCUCCUGGGAGCCAGCGUGAGGUUCUGUAGCUUCCAAAGAGCCAAUGAGCAUGUGUGGCAUGUGCUGGAUGUGGAACCGGCUUCCCCAGCAGCGCUGGCUGGCCUAAAGCCGCACACUGAUUAUAUUGUUGGAUCGGAUCAGAUACUGCAGGAGUCCGAAGAUUUUUUCUCAUUGAUUGAAACCCAUGAGGGGAAGCCGUUGAAACUGAUGGUCUAUAACACAGAAGCUGAUUCCUGUCGAGAGGUUUUUGUAACCCCCAAUGGAGCCUGGGGUGGAGAAGGAAGUUUAGGGUGCGGCAUUGGAUAUGGCUAUUUGCACAGAAUUCCAACACAGCCUUCUAUACCAAAGAAAAAGGCAGAAGCUGGUCCUCCUUCUCCUUUGCCCUUGGGAGACACACCUCCUGAACCACCAACCAAUGGCUAUACAGAGGCUCCUCUGUUAGCACCAAACUCCCAAAGCGAAGAACCUGCAAGCUUAGAGUACAGCACAGAUCAAAGUGUAAAUAUGUAUUCAGUAGAAAAUUCUCUUCAGCCUCCUCCUCCUGUGCAGAGAGUCAUGGAUCCAGGUUUUAUAGAUAUGUCUGGAGCUUCUUUUCCUGAAUUAAUUGACUUAGUGAAAACAGUCAAGGUGCCUUCCUCUGCUUCUUUCAACUUGCCAGACACUGUUGCAGCAACUGAUAGCUUGGUAUCUAACAACGGAAUUCAUUCACACUUUGACCAGGCCUCUAUUCCAGUUUCAGAAGAUUCAUUAUCUUAUGCAGAGGGCUCAAGUCCUCAGCCAGAGGUGGAUGCAGCGCCUUCAGUUUCUGUUUUGCCAUCCCUUCCUGUGGAUAUCUCUGUAAAUGCAACAUCUAAAGCUGAUGGUGGUGCUCAAGAAACACUUCUGCUUUUAGAUGGGACUGAGAGCCCGCAAAUGACCAAAGCUUUACAACCUGACAGUGAAGAUGAAAAGGCCAAGGAAUUGACAGAAGAAACUGCACAGAUCUAGUGCUAAAAGUGACAGCACUUGCUAUCAGCUGUAAGGACAUUGGUGCCAGACAAUAAGGCUUUUGAUACCCAGUGACAUCCAUUGUGUUGCUAUAUUACAGUAAUACUGCAAGAAUUCAAGCUGUUUCCAGUGAUCUUGAGCCAGCCUUUCAUUGUCUGAUAGGUUUCAACAUCUGCAACUACUGCUCAGCAAUAACACUGAUAAUUUGACUUGGAAUAAGUUCUUUAAAAAUGCUGUUUUGUGUGAAGAGUUUGCUGUCUGCCCAAAAGCUAAUAGCAAGACUUUUAGUUUUUGUUUUUUUAAAAAUGCACCUAGCAAGCACACAGUGGCUUGAUUUUAGCAGAACCUUUUAGCCCUCUUUCUAGGUUCAAUUUUAAUUGUGACAACUGUUCACCUUGAUUUUAUAUGUCAAAAAAAUUAAUGUUUAAAAUUCCCAAAUGACUCUUUACAAUUUGACUCUCUUUGGGCACCCAUGUAGAAGAGGCUAAUGUGUUUUCAACUUCCAAGGCUGCAAUCCAGGUUACAGUGCUUCCUUGCAGAAGAGCUGCUACAGUACUCUUAACUCCAUCCCUGGCACAUGCAGGUGGGAUGGCAUAGCACCCACAAUCCUCCUCCUCUAGUCAAUGCCACAUUAAAGUUAUAUCUGGGAGACAGGGAGGUGCAUGCAGACCUCUUGAAUAUACACAUGCCAAAGAGGUAGGAAAUGAACCCAAACAGCUACUUCAUUCUCCUGUUGGAUACCUUACUUGUUAGAAAUCUCUCUUGAAAGAAUAGUUUCAAGGUGAACGUAAGCAACUUAUAGUUUUAUACUUGGGGUUAGAUGUGGCUGAAAUAUUUCUUCUGAGCCUCUGCAAAUUAAAGGUGACGAUUCUAAACAUGCAUGCAUGGUAAAAUAAUUGAAUUUCAAUUUUUCUUUUCAAAUUGUGUUCUAAUGACAGGUAUGUGUUGACUUGAGCAAAGAAGCUAAUAUCAUGUAGGAUUGUACCCGAUGGCAAGACUGUUGUUUUUAGGGAGGCUGAUUCCUCUCCUGAGCUCUGAACACGGCUUUAUUCAACAUGAAUAACAGAUGUUCUAUAUCACACUAGCUGUGUUGAAUGGUAUAUUUCAAAAUGGUUUUUGAUUCUCUGCUUCUGUUUGUUGAAGAUUAAAAAUAAACCAUUUUUGGAAAAUA